AUGUCUACGCGUAAAGUAUCUUUCAUCGAUGUUCCCUCCCGAGAAUCAAAGUUUGGUAUAAGAGGAACUCCCAUCACGAUUCCUAUUCAAGGGUCUAAUUCUAGAGGCACCGCGAUUCCUGUACCCUCACGUGAACCAACAACAAUAAAUGUUCCUGUCGUUGCAUCAACAGGAGGUCAUGAAGCAGGAGUCUCACAAACCCAAGUUUCAUUAGAGACUUCGUCGUCUUCGUCGUCAUCCUUGUCACCAAAUAAUAAUCUUUUUUCUUCCUCAACGACAAUGAAUAAACGAGUCUCGUCAGAAACAAAAAAUAACAAAAUUCCCAGGAAAAAAAGAAAGAUUCUUCCCUGGGAAGAUGAUCCUUACGAGGAACCGUUGGAUUUAUCAGAAAUCAAAAUGGCAGAUUUAUGCAGAGAUGUAAAAGUUGGAAGAAAAUCAAGUAAAUUUAAGAAAUUGGCAAAGAAAAAGUAUAUGGAAGCUCAACGAAAGAGACAAGAAAGAAAAGCAAGGGCAGCAGCAGCAAGAGCAUCCGUUUCAUCAUCAUCUAUGGAUCCCACUAAUAAUGAAGAUGACAAUGAUGUUGGGAUUCAAGAAAAUAAUGAAAAUUCUAUAGAUUUUCAAGAUAUCGGAGUGACGUCUCCUGUUGCUCCUUCGACAUCAAAUAUCGAAAAUGAAUAUAAUGAAGAUGAAGUAGAAAGAAUAAUCAUGAAUGAUGCUGCGAUAAAUGAUUCUAAUGACCAUGAUGAUGUUGUUGCUGAGGGAGAAAUUGAUGAUGACGAUGAUGAUUAUGAAGAUAUUGCACCAGAUCAAAAUGAGGAUGAGAAUGAAUCACUCGAAAAUUAUAAUGAACCUUCAGAAACCAUCGAAGAAGCAGCAACAGAUAAUGAAGCAGAGGAAUUGGAUGAAGAUCUGCUGAACGAUCCUAAUAUUACUCUUGUGCGUUCAAUGCAAAUACAAGAAUCGUCAAUUGCACCACAAAUAAGAUGUGUUGAUGGCAAAGUUGUGCUUGACAUUGAAUCUUUGCAAGUAGAUCGUGAGGCAACUGCUCGAAGUGAAGAAGCAAAUGCUCCUUUACGACGUUUAGUAGAAAACGAUCUCACCAGAUUGACCAAUUCAUUGUCAUAUUUACCACCUCGCCAGAAAACGAUGAGAUGGACACCAGAGGAUAAUGAAUUAUUUUUCAAAGGCCUUUCUCAAUGGGGGACAGAUUUUGGAAUUAUCGCGAAAAUGUUUCCUCACAGAAAUCGUAAACAGAUUAAGGCUAAAUAUAAACGGGAAUCAAAACAAAAUAAAGAAAAGGUUGAUUACGCCUUGAAGAACAAGAUACCGAUAGAUAUCGAAGAAUAUUCCAAAGUUUCUGGAAUUGAAAUCCCCGAAAAUAUUGAAUUUGCCGAAGUAGAGCCACUAGAAGUGAUACAUACUCCAGAAGCCUCAGAAGCAACUACUCUAUUUCAUCCUGAAUCUCCACUAACAUCAGAAGCAGCUACUUUAGUACAAGAAAUGACUGAUACUGUAGCAUCAUCACCGCGUGAAUCUGAGGCUAUUGAGGUGCUAAAUUCACCAACAGGAUCAGAUGAUGAAGCAUCUGGUGCAAUUCAUGAACAUGAAUCACAAAUAGCAGUUUCUGAGAUUUCAGAAAUCAUGCAAGUGCCCGAUUCACCAGAAGCUUCUGAGGUGACCGAAGAUAACAAUGAUGAAAAUUAUGAACUUGAAUCUGAUGAAGAGCGAUCACGAGAAAAUUUAGAGUUUUCAGAAGAGGAACUAUAA
Messenger RNA from Ambispora gerdemannii, 1767 nucleotides. The record is from the annotation of a GenBank genome assembly. Lineage: Eukaryota; Fungi; Glomeromycota; Glomeromycetes; Archaeosporales; Ambisporaceae.